AUGGCGUCUUUUGUGACUGAUCGCGGUUCCGAUAACGAUAACCCCGAUGUCGACCCUGUAUAUCCUCAUCAGCUCCUGCACAACCGCUAUGAGGUUAUCAUAAAGCUUGGCUGGGGGGCUUUCUCGUCCGUCUGGCUGGUAAAGGAUCAACGGCAGCUAACAUACAAGGCCGUCAAGAUUCUUAACCCCAAGUGGUACGAUGGGCAGAAUGGCCUGUUCGAACUCGAGAUCUUGAAGCAUCUUCGGACGGCUGAUACCACGCACCCGGGAUACCGACAUGUCUUGUUUCUGCUGGACGACUUCAUCUACCAAGGCCCGCUUGGGCGGCACGUCUGUCUCGUGAUGGAGGUUCUUGCGGAAGAUCUACGGCGCUUCAGCUUUUUCUUCAAAGACGCCAGAAUCCCCGAUACCAUCCUGAAGUCUAUCACCCGCCAGCUGCUGAAGGCAUUGGAGUAUGCGCACUCCUGUGGGGUUAUCCAUACGGACAUAAAAUCUGAUAAUAUUAUGGUAAAAGUUCGAGACUACUCCGUGAUCGAACGCUGGCUAAAGGCCAAGGAGACCAACCCCGAUGCAGAUCUCGGGACCCUCAACCUCGACCGCCCAUACUGGCUCUGGGGGGUGCAAGUGGUCAUUUGCGACUGGGGUCUCGCGAGCUGGGUGGACCAGCACCUCACCGAGAACAUCCAACCGCGGAUAAUCCGCGCCCCAGAGGCCCUCCUCAAGGCACCGUGGAGCACGGAGGUAGACAUCUGGAGCGUCGGCGUCAUGCUCCCGGAGUUCUUUGACUGUCAUCAGAUGUUUAACGGCCGGACCGUGAAUGGGGAAUAUAACAUGCGAUAUCACCUGGCCGAGAUGGACGCCGUGCUUGGUCCGUUUCCUCACCGGCUGCUCUCUCGCGCCGACAAGCAGCUCGUGAAGCGCUUUUUCGAUGAAAAGGGUCGCCUGCAGGGCGCGGUUGACGGCCCUCGCGCGAGGCUUGAUGUUUGGGUAGGCCGGGAGUUGAACCAGGAGAAUACGGACCUUCUGUCCAUGCUUUGGGCUAUGUUGAGAAUCAACCCGGAGGAUCGUCUGCCUGCUGGUGCUUUGCUGAAUGCUCGAUGGCUCCAUAGCAUAGUUUGAGGUCGUGCUGAUGGUGUUGGGUUUUGUAUCUUGGGUAUUUGGUGGGGUUGGGGGCGGGAUGUCUUGGUCGUCAAUGGUGAAUGUUCACUGUUUACGGAAUAUGGUGGCUG
Molecule: messenger RNA, 1229 nt
Organism: Aspergillus heteromorphus CBS 117.55
Lineage: Eukaryota; Fungi; Ascomycota; Eurotiomycetes; Eurotiales; Aspergillaceae
Product: putative serine-threonine protein kinase
Exons: 3
Coding region: 1-1119 (372 amino acids)
Biological process (GO): protein phosphorylation; regulation of mRNA processing; spliceosomal complex assembly
Molecular function (GO): ATP binding; protein kinase activity
Source: RefSeq, a predicted model, not a curated record